Thyridium curvatum is the source of this 1047-nucleotide messenger RNA. RefSeq lists its product as uncharacterized. The record is from RefSeq and is a predicted model, not a curated record. The transcript is spliced from 2 exons. Lineage: Eukaryota; Fungi; Ascomycota; Sordariomycetes; Thyridiales; Thyridiaceae. The coding region runs from base 1 to 1047 and encodes 348 amino acids.
AUGGGACCACUCACGAAUGCAGGCUCGAGUUUUGUGAGCGAACGUAUGCAGGAUUCAACGUCACCAAUGGGACUCCAGUCACACCCACCAUCUCAGAGACUGGGCUACGCUGGAAUGGCCAACACUAUGGCGACAAUGCUCACUUAUGAGCCUAUUCAGACAGAUUCCGGGAGCGGACUAACGUACAACAUCAGCAGUAAUGAUGUGACGGUGAUAUCGAAAACAUUGAAAGAUCUGUUCACCGUGACAAACUACUCUGAAGAUGCCACGCUAGACGAUGAGGACGCUGGGGGGUUCGACAUCUCUGGUGCAAUGUAUGACGAGGACUUGGGCAAGCUUGUUGGGCUGGUCGCGCAGAGCAUGACUUGUUAUAUUCGCGACAUGAACUCGACAAAGAUCCUGGUGCCCGGGACGGCGUUUCACCGGGAAGCCUAUGUAUCUGUACGCUGGCCUUGGCUAUCACUUCCUGCAGCACUCGUGGCAUUUGGAGCCAUGAUGUUAGUCUGGACCAUAUGGUUCAAUAAAGUCCGGUCCGGCCCUGUUUGGAAGUCGUCGAGCUUGCCAGGCAUACUGCAUGCUAGGGCCGGAGAUCAGGCUUCGUCAGAUGUGCGGGACUUGGAGAAGUUGAGCGGGAUAAGUGAUGAAGCAGAGAGGACUCAAAUGCGGCUGGUGCGGAAUGAGGUUGGAACACUACGACUCAAUGAUAUGGUCAGAGCCGAGCAGGGCGAGGGCGGACCCUGCAUUCCGGCCGUCGCGGCAUACGCGGCAUCCAAGAUCGUAGCGCUACGUCACGCAGGGACUAGAGUGUCACACGAGCAGCCGGCCCUGAACGUCAUGCACCUGCACCCGGAUUUCGUGCUGGGCAGCAACGACGUGGCCGCCACGGCGCGCAGCGUCAAGUGCCUGGGGGGCACCAACUCGGUCAUGCUGACCAUCCUGCUGGGCAAGACGAUGGGGCCAUUUGCCGGCGCCAGUGCCCACGUCGACGACGUCGCGAGGGCUCAUGUCGCAUCGCUCGACGCGUGGGCGGGUCCCUGGUGGGAAUAG